Chinchilla lanigera (long-tailed chinchilla) is the source of this 2507-nucleotide messenger RNA. RefSeq names its product quinone oxidoreductase-like protein 2. Bases 119 to 1171 code for a protein of 350 amino acids. The transcript is spliced from 10 exons. Gene Ontology annotation, cellular component: mitochondrion. Lineage: Eukaryota; Metazoa; Chordata; Mammalia; Rodentia; Chinchillidae. Gene Ontology annotation, molecular function: oxidoreductase activity. The record is from RefSeq and is a predicted model, not a curated record.
GCCCGCGCUCGGCCAGGGGCGUCCCCAAGCCCUUCUGCCCUGGCCGGGGCGUGGCCGGCGCUGCCCGGCUCUUCCGGCCGCGCUCAGGCUGCGCCCUCUCGCGACUGCCCCGGCGGCCAUGGCUGCGCUGCUGUGCGCGCGCCGCCUCCCUCGGCCUCGGCUCCGCAGGGGAGCCAGGCAGGGCCCGGGCCGGCCGUACCGCGCCGCGCUCUGCGCCGAGCUGAAGCAGCCCCUGGCCGUCGGCGAGGUGGCCCCCCGCCCUGUCCUGCCUCACGAGGUCAGAGUUGAUGUCCAUUUCUGUGGAGUUAACUUCGCUGAUACAUUGGUCUGCCGUGGUCAGUAUCAGGAAAAGCCCCACCUGCCCUUCAUACCUGGAAUAGAGUUUUCUGGGACCAUCCUGGAGACAGGCACAGAUGUCUGCACAGUGAAAGAGGGAGAUAGAGUUAUUGGUGUGAGUCACUUUAAUGCUAUGGCCGAAGAAUGCAUCACUGACCAGAAGGCCCUGUGGAAGAUUCCAGAGAAUCUCUCCCUGCGAGAAGCUGCUACCUUACCUGUAACUUACGGAACUGCUAUUUUGGCUCUGCAGCAUCGGGCAUGUACCCAGCCUGGAGAAACUGUCUUAGUGACGGCAGCAGCUGGAGCCACAGGCCUUGCAGUGAUAGAUGUGGCGACAAACGUUCUUCAGGCCAAGGUAAUAGCUGCAGCUGGAAGUGAUGAGAAGUGCAAGCUGGCGAUGCAGAGGGGUGCGCAGUUCAGUGUGAACUACAGUCGGUGCAGCCUGAAGGAGGCAGUGCAGCAGCUCGUGGGCAGUGGUGGGGUGAACGUGGCCAUCGACAUGGUGGGAGGAGACAUCUUCCUAGAGGCUCUCCGCAGCCUGGCAUGGGAGGGCAGGAUUGUGGUGCUAGGAUUUGCUGGAGGAAACAUUGCUUCUGUGCCUGCCAACUUGCUCCUCCUGAAGAACAUCUCUGCCAUGGGCCUGUACUGGGGUCGAUACCAACUCGAGGACUUUCCAGUCUUUUCCAAGAGCCUACACUCAGCACUUCAGUACUACCACCAGGGGCGCAUACAGCCAUACGUCGGAAAGGUGUUUAAACUGGAGGAGGUCAAUGAUGCCUUCCUUCAUGUUAUGCAGCGCAAAUCCACAGGAAAGGUGCUUCUGUCUCUCAAAUAAGCUCUCACCCCAACAGCAAACUCAGCAUGUCCAAAUCUACACGCUUCAUGUUUCCCCCAGACCUGAUUUCCUUUCUGGGUUUUUAAAGGUGUUAUCAACUGUCUUACUAACACAGGUUUAAAAUCUUGCAGUCACUUUUAGUGCUGUGUUUUUCUUGCUUAUAAUUAAUAUGUUUGUAGAGGUUGUUAUCCAAAGUUGGACCCUUUUAAGAGUAAAGGUGCUAUUAGUAAUUACACCAAGAAAAUAUGUCCAAGGCAAACUAGAAUGCCACCUUAUUCAAAAUGUAUCAGUCGCCUUGUCUGUCAUUCCCACUAUUAAAAUAUCUCUUACCUCCAUGUCCUCUUUUCCGUUCUGCCUGUGUCUCAUCUGCUAUCUCUAGUGACCACCUAACUGGUUUUCCUAUCUUUAAACUACCCCCAUCUGCUCCAUCCUUGUUAUACAUUAUUGCCAUGGUGAUCUUCCCAAACCAUAGCUCUGAGUAUAUCUUGUCUUAAUAAACCUACAGUGGCUCACCAGUGCCUACACAGUGGAGUUCAGACCCCUUGAGCCCGCCCUGCACUGUGAUGAUGGUUUUUCUCCUCUGUACUUUCCAGCAUCGUGGUCUACAACACCACCAGUCCCUAAGAAAGCCCCCGUUUUCCUCAUUUUUGUCGCUCAUGAAGUUUCCUCUACCUUUAUCCCUGUCAAGCACAGGGCUUCCUGAUCUCAAAAGGUUACAUUCCUCAUGUUCCUUAAUCCUGAGUCAUAAUCUCUUGUUUUCCUCUUCUACUUCUGUAGCUUCUUCUCCUAGGUCGGUUACAAUCUAACUCGUAUCACAGGGAACAGCCUGUGUAGUGGAAUGAUCACAAUGAACACAUCUGAAUUCAAGAUGUGAGUUGGAAUCUCAGCCUUGCCUGAGGUGGUCACUUAAAAGUUCUGUGUAUUCAUUCUCUCACUUUAAAGUGGCUAUUAGACUAUUAACCUCUCACAGUUAUUGUGAGCAGUACAUACAGUGAUUGGAUAAUGUACCUGGCAGAUAGUAAGUGCUCAGCAAAUACUGGUUACUUUCACUUCUUUCUCUCCUUUCCCAGGGUUUUGUAAAUUCCUUGAGAGCAACUACUCUGAUUUCCCUUUGUGAAUUUUCACACUCCCUAACAUAGUGAGUUACUCUGGGUAAAUAUGCAAUAAAUUGAAUGAAUUUGAAUUGCCUGCAAAUCUUUAAUUGUAGCAUUAAGUAAAAAAUAUCUUGUUCUGCAAAUACCCCACAUAUCCAUUGACAGGUGAAUGGAUGAAUAUGGUAUGUAUAUACACUGGAAUAUUAGUCAAUUAAAAAGGAAUAAAAUUCGUACACAUGCUA